This is a messenger RNA of Helobdella robusta, 1464 nucleotides long. RefSeq lists its product as hypothetical. The transcript has 8 exons. The coding region runs from base 1 to 1464 and encodes 487 amino acids. Lineage: Eukaryota; Metazoa; Annelida; Clitellata; Rhynchobdellida; Glossiphoniidae. The record is from RefSeq and is a predicted model, not a curated record. Gene Ontology annotation, molecular function: protein binding.
AUGGCUUCAAAGUUCAUGAAAAAAAGAUUGAAUUUUUACGAGAGCAACGAUAGCCAGGAAGCAAAAAUCAAAAAAGAAUUUCAAAAUUUUACUGAGAAGAACCUGACAGUUACAAAAUCAUCGAAACCGAAACUCGCAGACCCGCAGAAAAUUAUCUCAAAAUCAUUGUCGCUAACAUCAGAUGACGACGAGUAUCAAAGCGAUGCAACAGCUUCAACGCCAUCAACAAGGACAGCAGUUACAACACCGGUGACAUUAAGGACAACAACAGCAACAGCUCUUAAGAAGCCUAUCUUCAAGUCAUCGGGCCAGUUUGAGAAGUAUUACAGCGACUUGGAUGAGGAGUGCCAGUCUGUGGCAAGCUUCAAAUCGUCUACAGAACUGCUCAACGUCAACAACAUCACAUCUCCAGUCUUUCAAAGCUACCAACAAUCGUCGCCACAUUCACCGACGUUCUACACUAAGACCAUUCUUCUACCAAAAAGUCUGCCAACUAGUCCCCAGACUAUGAAGCGAGUACAGUUCACCAGCGUUAUGCCCAUUAUGACCACUGACUCUACUAAAAUUAGUGAAAUUAGGCAGCCGAGAAUUAACAUUAACGGUAAAGUUGUUAGUGGGGGCGGUAAUGAUGAUGAUGAUGAUGGGGAAAGUUUCAAAGAUGGCGGAAAAGCGGCGCGAAAUUGGUGUAAACAGGUUUUCCAGGCUGUUGAUAAGCUCAGCAGUGAUAUAUACGCCGAAUACAACUCGAACGAAGCGUCGAAGAACUCUGUUCCGCCUAAGCCUAAAAAAGUCAUCAGGCCAAGUAGCGUCAAGCUAAAUGAACAGAUUGUUGGCAGCAGUAUCAGCAGCGGCGACAUCAGCAACAACAACUUGCUCCGUGUCGACUUGAAUGAUUACAAAUUUAAUAAUUACGUUGACGAUUUUAAUGUUGAUGACGUCAUCAACGACAGCAGCAGUGGCAACACUGAGAGCACCAAUAACAUCAACAACAUCAACAACAACAACAACAUCGAUGAUUCUUUUUGGAAUAAGUACAGGAACAUAAAAACAACAGCCGACAAGUUUCCACUAUACGCUCUAGCCCUCUACGAUUUCCACGCCCACUACCCCAGGCAUGAUAUUUGCAUAAUCGAGUUAUCAUUCUCUAGAGGCGAUAGAUUGAAGAUAUUGCAAAAAGUUGACGAGAAUUGGAUAGAUGCCGAGUUGAACGGCUUGAAAGGACUCGUACCCAUAAACUAUAUUCAAGUUGAGAAGGUUAAAGAGAUUGUUCCUAGGACAACGAAGCAGAAGUGCGUUGUAAUGUACGACUUUUUAGCGCAGUACCCAUCUGAAAUCUCCGUCAAGAAGAAUGAUAUCGUGAAAGUCAUCAGGCAGUUGAGAGGUGAAUGGCUAGAGGUGGAAUCAGGUUCAAAAACAGAAAAAAUAAAUCCAAGUUCAGGAAAAACUACAGCGAAAGAAAACUAA